AUGGCGGUCCUUCCCUUGUGGUUAAUAUUUUUGGUUUGUUAUCUGUCAUUUAUCGUGAUUUUUAUGGUUAUUCCCGCGUCAUUGGGGCUUUCCUUUGGAAUUCGUAGCCUUUACUUAGCCACUCUAUAUAAAGUUUUUGAGGUAAGCUUCAGAAAAUUGUUAAAUUGAAAUGUGAACGUGAGCUUCAUGAACUCGCAGAUGAUCUUUGCUCUGGCCAUCCUGUCCAUGUAGUCUUUGUAUCAAGACGUGUUUCGUUCAUCACUAAAUUAUUUGAUCGCCGAAAUCUCGACCCAGUUUUAAAAAGUAAAUGUCCAAGUUUCUGUUCAUUAAAUGUAAAGUAUUUAUUUCAAUUUGUUAUUUAGAAGAGAUGGAUGCGGCGCUCCUUUUGUCUCUUGUGAAUUGAAUGCUGUCCACAUACCGGCAGUAUUCUUUGUAUUAGAUACAAAACAGUGCAGUCGAACCUGUAUUAAGCGGCACCGUGUUAAGCGGUCAGUUUUCAAAGUCCCGAAAAUUACUUCUCUUGAUGUACUGUAAUUUCGACCUCUAGUAAGCGGUCACCUCCAUUAAGCGGUCGCGGUCACCAUUUGCGAAGUCGCAACGAGACUUUUUCUAUUGUCUUAACCUGUAUUAAACGGUCACACAGUGUUCAUACAGUUUCAAAUAAUGUAACGCAUGUGGUACAUCAAUAAUUGAUUUCCUUGUUUAUUUUCACAAAUCAUUAAAACACCAGAAAUGACUGUUUCUGUUUAAGGUCAAGCGUCUGUUCUGAUCAGCACUGGAGAUCUAAUUCUUUGAAACGUAUAUCUUGCAACCUGUAUUAGGUGGUCACCCUGUAUUAAGGGGUCACUUAGCCAUUCCUAAGGGUGACCGCUUAAUACAGGUUCGACUGUACUUGCCAUAUUGUUACUUGUUUACAGCUGUAUACUGGUUUACUGUCUUUUUUCCUCUUAGUUUGGAAGGAAAACUAUCCAGUCAAAGCAAGGAAUGAAAUCAAAUGGUAAUUAACCUAAUUUCAACCACUUACAAAUAAUUUGUACUUAGAUAAAUGUAAAUAAUUAGCAAUAAUUAUUUCCCUGCUAAGAGAGACCUCUUUUCCAUAGUAUUCAGCAGGCAGGAGAAAAAGAGACUCAUUUCUCUUCUAUUUUCUUUUUCUUUUCUCUGCCGCGACAGAAAAGAGGCCUCUGCUAUCAGGAAAAGUAGUUAUUGGAUGAGGCUAUGAUCUAGUGAGGAAUUUUGGAGGUCGAGGAUGGUGAUAAUACCCUCUGAGAUCUCCAUAAUUCUUCAGAUUAUAAGAAGGAUGAAUCCAAUAAUUGUGUCAUUAUUUUUAUUAAAUCCUAGAUAAGAAACAGCUAAAACAUGCUAACCUCGAUACAUGUUUUGCCAUCGUUAUUUGCCUGUUUCUUGGCAAGUUCAGGAGAUUAAGUGAUGUUUGGUUCUGCAGAUAAUCUCAAAUAGCAGAUGCCAUCUGUCGAGUUGUAUUCUUGCUGUUCUUGCGAUGUUUUUUAGGUACACUUGUAGUAGUUUAGCUAUUUCUUUUUGCAUGAAAUGUGUGCAAUGUUCCUCCAUUUUGUACUGCUCUACCAAAACAAUGUAGCCUUGUUCCCAGGGUCACUCGGUUGAAGUCCAUUUUUCUGGCAUUUAGGCUGUACUAUUGAUGUCAUUUUCCACAUAUCACAAACAUUAUCCAAAUUAAUUUUGGUCAAUGCUAACUGGUUUUAAUGAAUUAGCAGUGAGAUUUGAGCCAAAAGGAGAAAAUUUUGAACGAAUAAUAAUUACAGUAAUUAUAGUAUAAUCAAUUUUUUUUUUCACUUGUUGUUGGAUGAAGAACCCCAUAUAACCCUUUACACAAUAUGGCUAAAUAACUAAUGUAAGGGGCCAGCAAUUGACCAUCCUCUUUUUGUAUUUUUUCACUUUAUAAUUGGAUGAAGAACAUUGCACCCUCUUCUUAACAAGUGUGAAUAGCGCUGCGUGCAGUUACUAUUUAUAGACCCAAAACUCAGACAAAAAUUGCAAAUUAGUCACUCUGACAUCAUUCGCGCGCUAUGCUAUUCAAACCUAAACCAAACAUGGCUUGCUUGCACAGUGUUUAACCUUUGGUUUUUUAUGUACUAACAGUGGGAAAGUCUUUGUACAAAUAUAAUUAUGUUCUUUUUCUCGGCACGCACUCCUCCCCAAUGAACACCUGCUGAAACAAGCAGCAAAUUUCAUUUCCUGACAUAACAUGCUGUUAUUAUUGUCCUUGGAGAUUAAUGCUGAUUUAAGCUGUCAGGUUUCAUUUAAGUUUGGCUUUUUGUUGUUUGGCGCACUAUUGUAUGAUGAUGCGUUUUACCACGCGCAUAAGAUUGUAUGGAUGACAUGUACAGUUUUAUGAGUUAUGCUAUUAGCUCUUAAUAAUUAUUAGGUAAUGUGUUUAAAUAAAUAAACUUCCCUCCACUUACUACUGCAUGUAUAACUACUUACUAAUGCUAAUGUUUCAACGUAUUAAUUUUGUAUGAUAUUUUGUGAGAUUGAUUGUGUAUAAGAUGACAAAUGAUGACUUAAUGUAGCCUGAAUUUCAUCCGAUUACUUCGAGUCGUUAUUACUCCCUCAGUAACGUCUGAAUCGACCGGCCGUUAAUGCCGUCCAGUGACGUCACUACUCCUCGACCUUUUCUUUAAUUCAUGCAAAAAGUAAAACAAGAUUUUCAAGUGGCAAACCGAGAAAUAUCGUUUGGAAAUAUCUGCAUGAUACAGAACUGCUUCAUUUUUUUCGAUUGUAAUUCAUGUUUAACGUUCAAACUAUCAACUGCAUGCAGUACAACUCUGAACCGGUUGUACUAAAUUCUUGAUAAACAAACUCUGUCGCAAUCACGUAAUGAAAUAAACACACAAACGGAACACUUAGUUCAAAAACACAAUGAUUUGCUUUAAUUGAAAAGAAGCUAUUUGGUCCUUAACGAAGAAAAAAAAGAAGGAGACAAGAAAGAAAAGCUAACAGAAUCAUUACACUUGACGGUAAAAACAGCAAGAAGGUCGAAUUAUAACAUUGAUCUCAGAAAACUUCACGUAAACAAAAUCACUGGCCGCCGAAACCACAAAGCAGCUCUAAAUGAAAAACCUACCGACUCUCCGCAAUGAUUCUUCAUUCGCAGCUCAAUUAAGCAUUUCAGUUUCGAAAACAAGAGAUAUUUGCUGUUUAAGAUUAAGAUUAAGCUUAUGGAAAUGUUUGAACUAAACGAAAGAAUGCCAGGGAUGCGAUGCGCUGAAUCAUCAAGUGACAAUCUUGCUAAAUUUUUUCAUAAUUAUACAUAAUUAUGCGAAUGUUUAGACAAUCAACCAAUCAAAAUCACUACCCGGUUUUCGGGUAGUGAGUGAUGUCACUGGACGGCAUUAACGGCCGGUCGAUUCAGACGUUGUUGAGAGGAGAAAACGACUCGAAGCAAUCGGAUGAAUUUCAGGCUAGACUUAAUGAUAAAAUAUGUUUGAGAGGUGUGAUAUGUCUUUUUAUUGGUGAGUUGUCUUUAAUCUUGAAGAUGAUGUGAACUGCAGAAAUGCAAAUUCAAAUGAAGAUAUGAUCGUCGCAGUGGUAGUUACAAUUAAUUUUACAUAAUUGCAAAUUAAUUCUAAAAAAAAAUGUUGGGACUUCAAUGGGAUUCGAACCCAUGGCCUCUGUGUUAGUGCUGCAGACUGUGCUGUACCGACUGAGCUAUGAAGACCCAUACAUUGCUCCCAAUGUAUGGUGGGUCUGCUGCCUUUCAUUAUCAUUUUGUUUUGUUGCAUGUACAUCAAUGUUAAACUGCUAGAAAGGGUUAUUUUCUUUUUUCUUGUCUUUUAUAUUUUUGAUAACUCUUGCUUUAUAGACUUUUACCCUACUCCUUAGGAGUUCAGACACUGUAAUCAAGGUUUCACUGCCCUGGGGUACUGCUGUAAUUUAAAAAGUGUUAAAAAGAAACUGCAAAUGUUCUAUGUUAAUUUUUUUUGUUAUGUUGUAGUCAUUGAUAAAACACCAGCAAAACCAACCAAAGGUAACCUUCCCAGGAAUAGAUCAUUUGGAACGUUUCAGCGAGAAUUCCAUAUGGGUGAUGCUGUUGAGUUCUGUGUCAAUGGAGUUGAGGUAAGAAAAUAAUGUUAUUUGAUGGUGAGUGUUUGACCAAUCUGUUUUAAAAAGCAUUGAAAUUAUCAAGAGAGACUUGACGAUGAUCACUCCAAGGGUUUAGAUGAACAAUUUAGAGGGAAAACCAUAAUUGUAUUGGAAAUUAGGUUGAAGCCAUGCACACUUCAUCUUAUGUACAUAUGUACAUAUACAUAUCGAGCCAUUUUUUUAAAAACCAACCUAAUGAAAUUUGCUGUUAUUUGAGUAAAAAGGUGUCAAAAGGCAGGUUUUUUGGGCCCGAUAAGCUUCAAAAUUGCACUAGCAAAGGAAAAGGAACGGAGAAAAAGAAAGAGUAAGGAGGAAGAAAGGAGGAGAAGAGAAAAAAAGCAGUGGUUGUACUGAGUCUCUUAGUUUUUAUAAUGGCUACUUUGAAACUGCUGGACACAAAAGGUCCGUUUGGUGGUAAUGUUUUCAAAAACCCAGCCAGACACAUAUGUAUAUGUACGUAUAGGAAGGUCUUGCAUGAAGUGGUAUUUACCCAUAACUGACGUUCAAAUGUUGUAUAAUUAAAGUAGGUUACCAAUAGCUGAAUAGAUUUCCCUGAAUUAGACUCUCUGGUUGAAUACUUUUCCAUUUACUUCAAUGAUCAAAAUGAUUUACUAUGCACUAAACUCAAAAUUCUAUUUAUCUUCAUCUAUCCCAGUGUGGGGCAAGGUUUGCAACAAAAGUCAAAUACUUAACUUGUGCCUCAUUUUCCAAGAAUAUUUUCAAUUUGUGAGUAAUUUUUUUGCCUCAGCGGAUGAGGUAUUUUGCCAUGGCUAAAAUUCUACUAUCAAAGCUUUUCCUGCUUUCUAUAUCACCAUAACACCAGAUUAAAGCAUUGAAUUCUAUUUCCUUUAACCAUUUUCCUUGUAAAAUUUCAGUAAUUUCUUAAUUUUGAUGCCAGACUUACAACUAUAAAAUUUUCCAGUCCCACGUCCAGCAUUUUUUUAAUGCUUAUCCUAGCAAAAUUAAUAAGGAUGCAAUCAUGUAAUCCAAAGAUGAUUGCAUCAUACAUUUGCGGUAUCAAUCAAUCAUGUUUCUCAUGUUUUCAACUUUGCUUUGUUAUUCUUUGAUUUUACUGUGUGGUAAAAAAAAAAAAGAAUUAUUCUUUUCUUUCUAGGCAAUCAUAGAUGAUGAAGUAACCAAGUGUUUUUCUGCAGAAGGUCAAUAACAUUUUAUAUUUUUAUUGGCUGUUAGAUUUUCUAGUGCAGUCCUACAUGUAGAUUUCUGUUUUGUUGUGCUCUCUUUUUUAUUUACAGAGGUGAUCACAAUGUUAGUAUCAUAGGAGAAAAAUAAAAAUAAAUAUGUGACCCUUCACGCGACUUGGGGGCUUAUCUAAAUUUCACGGCAGGACUUUUCCGCGGGUGGCGGGUGGCGGGUGGCGGGUGACGGGUGGCGGGUGACGGGUAGCGGGUAGCGGGUAGCGGGUGACGGGUGACGGGUGGCGGGUUUAAAAUAUAUAUGAAAAUAAAAUAUUAUAAUAAAAUAUUAUUAUUGAUAAUGAUAUAACUGUAUGUUGUAAUUUAAAAAUAAUUUCAACGUUUAUGUACUAGCUACCAGACUCCAAAUAAAAGUAUUGUCUUGUUUUGUUUUAUCUACUUACGCGGACUAAAAAGAAAUUAUGCCUGUGAAAACAGUCACCUCUCCUUGCUCCGCACCGCAAGUGACGUUUCGUCAGGCUACAUGCGGUGUGUCAAAUGAAAACGAACUAUGUCAAGCAAGACACAGAGCACUCGUGUCAAUGUUAAUGCGUACCAGAGAAGGAGCAAGAACGUUUUGGACACAGCAUGGAGGGAUCUUUUUAAAUACUACUCAAAAAUACCGAAAAAUAAAAAUUUUGUUAUAAUAUUUUAUUUUCAUAUAUAAGUUAACCCGCCACCCGCCACCCGCCACCCGCUACCCCUCACCCUCCACCCGCUAAAUAUGUACUGUUUUCAAAAGUGUUAUUUGCCCAGAUGAAUGUAACAUGUAUUGGUCACUACUUUUUGACUGACGGUAAAAGUUCAGAUCGUUGUAACGGCGAAAUUUUGAGUAUAACAUUUAGCAAUGAGACAAGGAACUUGAAAUGGAGUAUGAUAAAUCAAGUAGAGUUUGCACGUGUGAUGGAUGAUGAUGGGGCUACAAAACUGCAGAUAAGAUCAGUGAGUUCCCACUUUGGGAAUUCAUUAAAAUAUAUUGGUUGCCACGAGAGCUGGUGUUUUUCAAGAGUGAUUGUAAGGAAAGCGUGUAUGAGCUGUAUUGUUCUUUGAGUAAAAGUAACCACUGGUCCAUGCAGCACAAGAGGGGUUAAAUGUGACUGUACUUCAGUCAUGAUCUGUUUAUUCUCCAUCUUUAGAAAUCCAAGGGUAGUUAAAUAAAACAAAUAUGUCACACAAAAAAAAAAAUAUUUGAAAAAAUAUAUUUAAGAAAUCAUCACCAAUGAUGCAUACAUGCCAACUCUCCUGGAUUAUCCAGUAGUCUCCUGGAUAUGACACGAGUUAUGAGGUUUUUGGUGCUUUAAUUUGGAAUUUAUCCAAUUUUCCUUUUGGUUUCUUGGGCAUUUUUGCAUGUAUUUCAUCAAUGAGAAAUAUUAUUUCGCCAUUACUAUCAAAAAAGCGAAUUGUGAUGGUCUGUACCUCAUGUAAGACUUCAUAAUUAUGUCCUAAGCCAUUCCAAUGUGAUAAAUCAGGGACUGGAUCAAAUUGUACUUAUCAGGAGGUCAGGGUCGGGGUCGGGGUCGGGGUCAGGUGGGUGUUCGUUGAUAUUUGGGGGGGGUAAUGCAAAAGAGAGGGUCUUUAGAGUCUAAAUCUUACACAUCCAUUUGCAGAGUUGGUAUCUUGGAAUUUUCUGACCAGAACAAAUGAGAAUUAUCAUUAUAUAAGGUGAGAAUUAAGCCUAAGAGUGGGUCUGAAUUGGAAAACAACUUUUACUAUGGGCAUGUGAGAAACAGGUGUUGUGAAUGCUAAAGUGUUUAUUUACAAGAAGCAAAAGUGUGGAUGUUUUGAUCAUAAUAUUGUUAUUAAAUAAUACAAGUAGACUAAUGGAACUGGAUUAUAAAAUGUUCAAGAUCUAAUCCAGUUCCACCAGUCUACUUGUUUUCUGCUCUAGAUCAACUAUUGAGCACUCUUAUAGUUGAUGAGGACAUCACUCCUUUUAGCAACUGCAAAAGUUGCAUUCAUAAUUAUAAUGAUCUUCUUUCCAUUAAGAUGUUGUAGUUGAUUACACAAGUACAGUGAAGGUGAUCCCUUUGCAUCUAUUAAAAUACACACAGUCAGCCAUAGUAACAUAAUGUAUUUUAAAACUCUUCAAGAUGCUACUGAUUUCUGUCAACUGCCUUGUAUUAUUUUAUAGUUUGAAGGAUUCCACUUUGAAGAGGCUACAUUUUCAAAAGAUAUUGAUGUGCAUAAAAAUACUAAUUUAUUUACUAUCUUUUUUUACAGUGUUAAAUUGACAAUAAUGUGGAUAGUUGGCUGUUUUAUUAGAUACGUCAUUUUAUUCCCCAUGAGGUGAGUUCAGAUGCAGUUGUUAUACAUGUACAUUUUUGUGCAUUGGCCAACAUACACAGUAUGAGAUAAGAUGCAAGUGAGAUCAGUAAGCGUUUAACCCUUUCACUGCCAGAGUGUUUGAUGGAAUUUUGUAAGGUGACUUUAACUUUUGAGUCUGUGGACGAAAUCCUAUAAUGUGACCAUUCAAAUGAAAGCUCUCUGCCUGCACUUUCACAUGGUACUAUUUGUUUUUCAAAAUUUUACAAAAUGAUAUUUUGCCUUUGGCUACAUUUGGCAGGGAAAGGGUUAAUGGAUCUACUCUAAGUGGAGUACGGCCUUUAUGGAUAUUGUGACCCCUAUUGACAGUUUGCACCCUUUCCAGUAUUCACUCACCCCAUGAAGUCAAUAUCUAUAGCCAUUUCAGCAACCAACCUUGACAAUUACACAGAAAAGAGGGGACUUACACUCUUUCCCAUUUGUCAUUUUAAACCUUGUCCACUGGAAUAAUGAUGUUUGGUUUCUUACUUUUGGACAAGGAGAAUUGUGGGCUUUUGUCUAAUAUUGUAUUUCACCUGUUCGUGAGGCCCUACUGAUAAUCAUAAUAUCCCUUUGACUCAUCAGGCUUACUGUUUUCCUUAUUGGAAUGACAAUAUUGAUCACAUCUAGAAUUUUUAUUGCACAACUCCCCAAAUCCAGGUUAGUUAACAUUAAUUUAUAUUUUGCUGUUGCAAAUAAUUGCUUCACUUGUUUGGAUGAUUGUUAUCCUUCUUUGCAUGCCUCUUGUGCUUGCCCUUGCCCUUGCCCUUGCCUUUUCCUUUUAAACGUCUGCCACGCCUGAAUUUCCCCAUCCCCUUCAGGGGCACCCAACAACGGUUUCCUCUUAAAUACAUCGAAAACACUUUUUAGGCUAUCCAGAGUACUUUUAGAUCUCUAUACAUAUAUUCUAAGCUGCACUGUAAGAUUUGUAUCUGUUCGGUCAUCCCAGGAGAACUAGAGUCUUUUCGAAAUUACAAGGGCUUCAGUAUUGUUUUCCCGAGAAUUUAAGCUGCAAUUUAACGUACUACGAAAAUGAGAAUUUUUCUGAUUCUUCUCUCCAUCACAUUUUUGAAUCCGAAAGUUUUAGGUUUCCUUUUUUUCUACGACAAAUAGCCCAACCUAGGGGAAUGAAAUGUGAAAAAUUUAACUGCAGAAAAUCGUAGGUAAUUUAUAGGAUAAGCUCCGAAAAUUGUACAUGAAUGGAACGGUCAUCUAGAAAUUUUUAGCUUUCUUCAAGUAAUAGAAAAUUCUAGGCCAUAUUUGCUUCUCUGAACAGAUAUUUAACAGAAAACAGUCGUUGGGUGUUCCUACCCCUUUCCCUUUUGGCUCCUUUUAACGCCUGCCAUGCAGGCUUGGACGAUGUUUUUCAUUCACCAUUUACAUUUCUUUCACCAUGUUGUACAAUUGCCCUUUUAUUCUUUUUAAGUUCUGUUUUAUUUUUCAUCUUUGCAGCUUCAGGAACUGGCUAGAUACCAAACUCAUGCUGAUCUCAUUUAGAAUAUUUGCAAGAGCUGUGUCUGCAGUUAUCACAUUUCACAACAAGUAAGUCACAUUUUUUUUCACUUGUUUCUUGAACUGUUGUUAAAGGUUUAUAAAUUAUUCCUUUUUUGUCAGGGCUGACAUUAAUUUAUUUACGAGAGAAAAUUAAAGUGAAAAGAAAUGAUCUGCUUAAAUUAACCAAUGAUUAAUUGUGACCCCGGUUAAAUUUGUCUUGGAUGUCAUUGUUGGUUUUUUUGCUCUGCCUUUGUUGACGUGGUUUACGGUCAUCUCGCCACCAAGAAGUCGACUUGCCCCCAACCAGUCGCCACCAAGAAGUCUAAUUACUUGGUGGCGAGUUGGUUGGCGGCGAGUCGACUUCUUGGUGGCGACUUUUUUGGUGGCGAGAUGACCGGUUACCGUUGACAUGUAGUCCAUUUGUUCUUUGGUCUUGCUGAUAGUACUGUCGUGUUUCUUGUUUGAUUCUGGGUCCGGUCUCUUUUAAUGUCACAGAUUGGUCUUGGUAAAAUGUACUUGUCCAAAAGAAAUUAUAGUGAAUUUCCUUAUUUAUUUUACAGGGAAAAUAUGGCAAAGGGUGGAGGAAUAUGCGUAGCAAAUCACACCACUCCUUUAGAUGUGUUGAUAUUGAUGUGUGAUCGCUGCUACUCUCUGGUAAGUCAUUAUUUUUUAUCUCAUGGAAAGUAAAGCCAGCAAGACAACUGAAUAGUCGUUGCACAUUCUGUAUUAUCCUAUGAGUCUUUUCCUUUGUCUUUUUUUUCCUGAAGUCGUGUAUGUUUUUUUUGCACCUGUUAUUAGGUUGGUCAGCGUCAGCCUGGGUUGUUUGGAUUCUUUGAGAAGACCCUUGCUAAGACCCAGGAUCAUAUUUGGUUUGAGAGAACCGAGAUGAAGGACAGAUUGAUUGUUACAAAAAGGUAAAAAUUGGGAAAAGAAGUCAAGCGGAAAUAAGACGCGCGUGAACUGGGGAAUAGGGUAGUGGUGGGUAGAGAAGUUAAAGAGAGAGCCGGUUACUCUCUCCCCAACCCCCGAGCGUUUUUCGCAUCAGUUUUCACGAAGUCUGCACGAGACGAGGACGACUACGAGUACGAAAUUUUCUCAAUACUAAGUAUUGCUCGCGCGUGAACCAGCGUCAUUUUGGCGGGAAAGCGUGAUAGCCAGCGUCGUCAUAAUACUACGAGUUUAAGCGAGAGUGUCGUAUUGGCGGAAACGAGUUCUCAAACGUUAAAAGUUUUAUCAUUCUGAGCCGGAUCAAUUCUGUGUCUUUACUUUUUUGUCACUCCAGUUAAAAUUCAGUGUCCUUUCUUGUAUACUUUGUUGCUUAAUUGCAUUCCCUGCCCAUCCAUUUGCUUAUUUUCUUAUUUCUGGUUAUUUACUUCAAAUUCCCGGUGACUCGAACUUUUUUCGAUUUCCCUAGAAGGUUCGAGUUGUUGUGAGUCGACUGUGCGCGGAAAACCUUUCAGUCAAAUCUCGUACUCGUAGUCGUUUUCGUUAUCAAAUCUAAUGGUCUUAGACCUUGGAGUCUGGAACAGGCUAUAUAAACCAAAAUAAGAUACAAGCAUCUGGCCUGAACAAAGCGUCCAUUACAUUGUAUGACAGCUUCGGAUUUUAAAUGCACCUAUUUGAGCUAGGCGAGACUUUACUCUCAGUCAUGUCCAUUACUGUCGACAUGAUACGAGUGGAGAAACUGGCUUUUUUACAAGUUGUUCAAGUGGGCAAGUUAUGGCUUACUCGUGUUGUGCUAGUAUUUGGAUAUUAAGUUGAUUUUACCUUCCUGGUUACCCUCUAGGUUAAGAGAACAUGUGGAAGAUGCCAGUAAAAACCCGAUAUUGAUUUUUCCAGAAGGUGAGUGACUUUUCACUGCUGCUGUUUGAUGCACUAAAAUACAGUUAAAUUCAAUUUAGAUUAUACAUCAUUGUAUCAGUAGUGUAUAGUUAUGUGGUUUGUAUAGGCGAAUCUUUAACUGACGUCAUUGUCUACACUUUUUGCUCAUUUGCAUGCGAGUUAACCAGUAGAAGGCGUCACCGUAUGCACAAAUUAAAUUCAAAAGUUGAAAGAGUUGGUUAAUUUGAGCAAUUUGAGAAAUUUCACCGUUUUGCAAGCAAUAACGAAGGAAAUAGCGGCCAUCAAAAAGUGCGAAAUUGCCGGGUGGCAAAAACGUUCAUGAGCUCAUACGCUGUUUGUAGAAACUAUUCGGUAAAACGACAACAACAACAGUUUAUUUCUACUAUACUGUAGACAACGAAAAGAAUUUACAAGAAUAUAAUUAUACAUAAAUAAAUAAACAGUACAUACAGUAGUGGACACCCAAAAUAACUAAAUCUAAACUAGUUGGGUGACGGUAAUUAUGACAGUUAAAAAUGUGAAAGUCAUGAACGAGGCACAACAAAUACAUUGGUACAUAUAAAUAUCAUAAACUUGGUUCAAAAGUAAACAUACAGAACAAAACAAAACAAAAUAAAUAAAUAUAAACCAUCAAAAUAUCACGAAAAAACGGGCUCAUAUUUUCGCUGAUGAUCAAAGAAUGAAAGGCAUAUGCUAAUGAGACAAAAAAUGUAAAAUGUAAAAUGUAAGAUUGGCCAAUAUUGUGGUUAAUAUAUAGUAUAUUAUAAGUCUUAUUUAGAGCCGAACUUGCGCUUGCGUUAGGUUCCUUGUUAAACGCUUUGGAGUCUUUGUAUAAAUCGCUAUAUAAAUUAAAAAAUAAGUAGUUAUGUAGUAUUAGUGAGGCGGUAUUUUCAUUUUCUAGCGUAAAUUUUACCCUAGGAACGUGUAUCAACAACACCUCAGUGAUGAUGUUCAAGAAAGGCAGCUUUGAAAUCAGCGGAGACAUUUACCCUGUAGCGAUCAAGGCAAGUGUGUUAAAAGCCAGUCAUUGCCUUUCUUUCGUUGUGAGCUGAUCAAAAAAGAUUCCGGACAUUUAUUAACGUUGUUUAUUUUGAUUCCCUAUACAGUAUGAUCCUACGUUUGGAAAUGCAUUUUGGAACUCCAGCACUGAAGGAUUUGCAUUGUACCUGUUUCUUCUAUUGACCAACUGGGCGCUCGUUUGCGAUGUGUGGUAUCUCCCACGAAUGACUCGUUUGGUAGGUUUUAAAGUAACAUGGCACAUCUUUUUGCUGUCAUGUGGUAACCGUUAGUGGCAGAGCCCUUCUCUUCCUGCUCUGCAGAUUCGAGUUUUGAAGUCGCUACAGGACUAGUGAUCCCCAAAGCAGUUUUCUACUACGCGGUCGUUAGACUACGACUGGUGUUGUAUUUGGAAAGGCACUGAACAGUAAUCACACCAAAACGUGGCCCUUAAACAUGUUCCCGGGGGAUGAGGGACGAGGGAGCCUGUAGACUUUUUUUGAUUGCCGCCGAUUCAUGGUACCGGAGUCACGUGUGAUUGGUUUAAUUGUUCUCCUCCUUCCCUUACUCCUCCCUGUCAGCUCGCGCUUUCUAACUUUCUAUUCGCUUUUUACUCUAAAAGAGAGCCUGUUCCCAGGCUAAUCAAAGCACAAAAGCUGACUUCACAAUAGUCUCUGCAACAGGACUAAGAAGCACCCCAUUCAGUUGUUGACUGGAUUUUGUUAGCACGUGUGUCAGUUCCUUUGGAUCACUCUAAACCCACCACUACCACCCGGCGUAUGGCUUUUUAAGAGUCCUGACAUGCUUUGUAAUGAACUUUUGUCGGUAGGAGGAUGAAACCGCCGUCCAGUUUGCAAAUCGUGUCAAGACAGAGAUCGCUCGGCAAGGAGGGCUUGUUGACCUAAUCUGGUAAGCUAGGAGUAUUAAUGAUAGCUAGCUUAGAUUUUUUCAAAAACGAGGUCCCGUCUUUCCAGCUAACAGUUUUUUGGAGUUAGGCCAAAGCUACUCAUGCAGUUGUGGAUCACCUCGACAAAUUUUUGUUCUUUGGCGAGUCCCAAAAGAUUUUUCAGCAGACAAUUAACACGUGUAAAAUGUUCCACAUAUAGAUUGCGCCUGGCUUCCUGGUGCAAUUGUGUCUCACUUUUAUUUAAGUGCGACCGAAAGUUCCUAGAAGGCUUGAGGUGGACAGGCACCACAUCAAGCGGAAAAUGUGUGGCUGAGUAACAUUACUUUUUAGUCUUCCAUUCAAAACCAAACGUCUACCUUAAGCUGUCUGAGAAAAAGGGCCUAUCUUGAUGAGAGUGACAGUCUUCCUCUUUGAGCGUUAUCGAAGAUGGUUUUUCGAACAAAACUCAUUUGUCUUACUCAUUUUUGUACCAUGUUGGGACAGCCUCGUCCCCAGCGUAUUUCCUUUCCGUGGGGACCGCGACACCUAAGUUUAUUUUUAAAAUAGUUUUAAGUUGAGAAGGGAUUAGCUACCGAUUUUGUGUAGUUGUUUAGCGCAGGUGAAAGAGUUUUUUCUUCGUGUUUAUCAGGGAUGGACAACUGAAGCGAACCUCGGUAAAACCUGAGUUCAGACAACGGAGGCAAGAAGACUAUGCCAGCACUCUGAAAGUUGACUAACCAUACAACAGCUACGGAAAACUGACCCGCGCUGAAAUGAAGCAGGCGCUAGAUACCAAGCUGUUUGUCUCACCUGUACUUUGAGAAUGAAACGGGGGCUAACAAUAAUCAUUUCGUCACAAAAACAGACGGUGUCGAAAUUAAGUGCUGAUGGAAUUCGUUCGUAUGUUUUAGCAUCUGUUUUUUAUUCAUUGUCAUGAAAUUAAUGUUAAACCGAGAUUCAUAAACUCAAAAUUCCUAUCUGUGAAUGAAAAUAAGUAUAUCUGUCCAUCAUAGAGCAAGUUUUUAUUUAAGUAAGUAUAGUGUACAUGUAUCGACCAAUUUUCUCCAAACGACCGUAAGCGAGCGUCUUAUAGCUAUAUAGCGAGUAGGGAGCUUUAGCGUCCUAUGGAAAGCGAUGGCAGCGAAAACUUCGCCUAAAAGGUGAACUUGCCCUGUUUAAAACUUCAUCGCCAUUUUCCAAACUAGUUCAGUUUUUCAACUGCCAGGGGACUUUCUUCCAUUUAAAAUCCUGGGGACCGUAUCCAAGUUCAGGAAAUCGUUGUAUUGCGUUUACGUCGACCAUGAAAGGCGAAAUUAAUUAGAAAUUGAACGUCCUAGCUAUAGUCGAGAAGUGACGUCAAAGAUAUGCAACAAAAAUCGAUGAUGCACGUGCAGAGUUGAUGCUUUGUUUAUUAACCCGUUUUGAGCGACGCACGUCAACCGCCGUUUUUUUUUGACGGUGGUUUCCGUUUUCACCCUUGUCAGUUUUUUUUAUCAUCAAGGCAUGUUAAGCCUCCUUCCGGUUGACGUCCGUCGCUCAAAAACGGUUGUAAUGGCCGCCUCAUGCUUUUUUGUUGCCGUCACCUUUGUUUUCGUGGCAUUAUGGAUGAGCAUUAUGGAUGAGUACUUGUCGCAUUGAAGACUAGUUAAAGAUAUUUUUUAGGGGCGGGUAAGGUGGUGGUAACUAGGGUAUCGAUGUAAAUAAGUUUUUCCUGUAACUUCUGUAGACGGAAUGAUAUUUUGUUAAUGUGGGCUAACUACGUGAUGGGACUUCGCCGAAUGACUCACAUUUCUAAAUGCAGUAGAGUUGUAGUGCAGGAAAAAUACAGAUUAUUUAUAACGGGAUACGCAACUUAACUUAUCGGGAUUGAGAUAUGAGGAUUUUUAAUAAUUUUAAUGGAGUAUAUUGUUUUUGUGUGAGACCGACCAAAAAAUCAGAGGUAAACAGCAAAAGAGACAGGGAGGAAGUGUUUUCCACUUUCUGAACGCCUGGAAUAGGCUAGUUAAAGUGAAAAGUAAUCUUGAUUGUGUUGACUUGAUGAUUUGUAUACUAGCUCUCUAUCCUGGAAACUAAAGUAAAAAAGUAAGUCGGCAGUUAAAUUCAAGUGCUAACCCCAACUAAGCUUCAGCCCCCAGUAAAGGCAGUAAGAGAAUCAGGCCAGGCGAGGGAAAGGAGUUUUGUCCCCGGUGGGAAUCAAACCUGCCCACGACCUCCGGAUUACAGUCAACUCUCACUAAGUCGGACACCUCCGGGGCCGAUACUAAGUGUCCGUCUUAGAGAGAUGUCCGUCUUAUAGAGAGUGAAAUAAAAGGAGUAAAGAAAGGCAGGGACCAAGUCUAGGUGUCUGUUUUACAGAUGUGUCCGUCUUGUAGAGGUGUCCGUUAAGAGAGAGUCGACUGUAGAUCUGUUGUUGCUUUCCCGACUGAUCUACGAGGACAGACGGGUGCAAUUCGUGCGUGAUCAAGGUAGUGAAUUACCUUCACCCGGGCUAAUAAUCAGCUUGGGAUUAAGGCUGGGGCUAUUUGUUUUGUCUCUUUCACGCAAGGUUCCGGCUUAGCGUUGCUUGAGGAAAAAAGAAAGGCUGUCUGUGAGACUAGGGUUAUUUGUAGCAAUUGACACCUGAAUUUUCACGUCAGAUUUAAUUUUCUAUAUAUGCGAAAGUAAGUUAGCCUUAUUCUCGGCCGGUACGAAGUCUACCUCGAGAGAAGGUAGCAGCAGUGAUCAAAAGCGCGAGCAAGGCCGGUUAAUACGGCAAGGGCCGCCAAAGAAAACUGAAGGGAACUAAAAUGUGGGAAAAUGUGAUGCGGACGGGGAAGUCGCUUGUAAGUGCUGUAUCUCCCUUUCCUAACCCUAAGGAGAAACAGGGAGUUUGGAAAAGGGGCAUUUAGAGUACCCCCUUGCAUUUGCCACUUCCUCUCUAUCCGACAAAGGAAACAACCCGGAAAUAUAAGGUGCGGAGGGGGGAAAGUCCGUUAGUCCUUGUCUCAUGUUCACGAGCCGUCUGAGAAUCGAGCUAGAAAAAAUUAAUAUAUCUGAAGAAAUACACAGAGACUAAUUGUAUUUUUGAAAAUGUUCAUGUAAAUUAGUUUUUAUAGUCGCAGGAAAAACGGUUCUGAAAAGUUCAACCUAGGAAUAGACUGCUAGCCCUAGGUUCAGCCAGUAUUCAUGUGAGUUAAUCGACGAGAUGUCAGUACAUUACUAAAUAAAAUAUGUUAUCUCAAUGGG
Molecule: messenger RNA, 16056 nt
Organism: Porites lobata
Lineage: Eukaryota; Metazoa; Cnidaria; Anthozoa; Scleractinia; Poritidae
Source: the annotation of a GenBank genome assembly